Molecule: messenger RNA, 1916 nt
Organism: Aspergillus pseudotamarii
Lineage: Eukaryota; Fungi; Ascomycota; Eurotiomycetes; Eurotiales; Aspergillaceae
Product: fungal specific transcription factor domain-containing protein
Exons: 1
Coding region: 14-1915 (633 amino acids)
Biological process (GO): DNA-templated transcription; regulation of transcription by RNA polymerase II
Cellular component (GO): chromatin
Molecular function (GO): RNA polymerase II cis-regulatory region sequence-specific DNA binding; zinc ion binding; DNA-binding transcription factor activity, RNA polymerase II-specific
Source: RefSeq, a predicted model, not a curated record
CAUUAUUGACAAUAUGACCGUGCCAUCACAAUUGAUCCAUGAUCAGCCAAGCUUGCCACUAUCAACAUUCUCUCUAUUUGAUGAGCCGAGCCGCCAGCCCUCCAACAUUCAUUGGCAAUUUUCCAAUACCACACCAUCUGAAUUACCAACAAGCUCCCAGGUCUCGCAUUUAUUCGACGAAUUUUCAUCGACUUUUCCUUCCUUUGAAACAUCGCCGUUGGUGAAGACCUACCAGGAACCAUGGAAAGUUACGCAACAACACUGGGACAAACUCUUUGAUCAAGUCCAGUUCUUUAUUCCUCUUAUUCCGCCUGGAUUUGUGCUACAGUCACGCCACACUUUGACUCGCUACCUCGGGACUUACUUCUCGGGCUUUCAUCGUCAUUUACCAUUUCUUCAUAUCCCUACAUUCUCACUGGAGAGGUCUCCAGUUGAAUUAAUACUAGCCAUGGCGGUUAUUGGAGCCCAGUCUAACUUUGAACAUGAUAAUGCCAGGAUGCUCUUUGAAACGUCUUAUGCCAUAAUACAAGAACGUCUGCGCAAACGCAAAGCUGAGCUUCGCCAUAGGUCAUUCCCAAUGGGAGAUGAGACGUCGACUGAAUUGCAUCCCGGAGGUCAGCCUUGGAUAGGAGGGCCUUCCUCUGUCCUAGAACUCCCACUAGACUCCUCCGCGAGCCAGGCUUGCAUCCCCGAAUUUCAUCCACUACCUGCUGCACAAACACUGCUCUUGCUCAUGGCAAUGGCAACGUGGGGCAAUUCAAAAGCCAUCUACAACAAAGCUUUUGGUCUGCAAAACGCGAUAGUCAACCUUGUGCGUGAGGAAGAAUUUCUGAAGGUGCAAACCCAGAUACCGCAAGGCAUUACGUGGGAUCUGUGGGUUCAAAUAGAAGGAUUCAAGAGGACAAUCGCUAUCAUAUACUGCUUUUUAAAUUUCCACACAAUAGUCAAUGAUACCCCGCCUCCGAUUCGAACCUCAGAAUUAACUAUCGAUCUACCUUCGCGUGAAGCAGACUGGGCGGCCCAAACUGAGAAGGAGUGGCAGGAAAUCCGGAGUAGGUCCGAGCCUGAGCCACAAUUUCAAGCCUAUUUUACGAGCCUCUUCUUAGAGCCAAAGGAAGAUAACGAAAUCCUCAAAGGAUAUUCCUCACUCGGUGGAUACACCCUCAUAUUGGCAUUGAUUCAACACAUCUAUUUCCUUCGCGAGUUGAGCAAAUGCAGACCUGGCUCUGAACAAAGCCUUUCUCCUUCAGAUGCGGCCAACGUGGAGCAAGCAUUGAGGAAUUGGCAGAGUGGAUGGUAUACAGAUCCAGAAUCCUCCCUCAGUCCAGGAAGCCCACAUGGUCCAAUUUCCUUCAACUCGACAGCUUUGCUUCGAAUGGCCUAUAUUCGGUUGGUCGUGGAUGUGGGUCCGUGGCGCGCUCUGAAUACUCAUAAUCCCUACGAAAUUGCGAUGUCCAUGCACCAAAGUCCCCCACUAACACCCUCUCCUAAAUUGACACACGCAGUGCUAUAUGCUGCGCAUGCACUCAGCAUUCCGGUCAAGAUUGGUGUCAGUAUCGUGACACGUAGUCAGGCUUUCACUUGGUCCCUGCAGCAUUCGCUCUGUGCGCUCGAGUGCGCUUUUGUUGUUAGCAAGUGGUUACUGGUCAUGCAACAGCGGGUAUCCGAGGUGCUCCUCAAUAAGGAGGAAAAAUCAUUGAUCGCUUACCUAGAUGAUAUCGUGACAGAAGCAGGCCCUGGAAUCUGUCCGGUGAGAGGCGGCGGGGAAACAUCGCACCCUUUUGAAUUGUGUGUGCGGGUCAUCAAGCUUUGGGCCAAAUUACUGAGCGGAGAAGCACACUGGGAUGUAGUACGCAUGAUUGGGAAAGUGUUAGAAGCAUAUGGUUACAUCUUAGAGAAGGAGCUCCUAGUGUAAU